Ramularia collo-cygni is the source of this 1032-nucleotide messenger RNA. RefSeq lists its product as uncharacterized. NCBI's taxonomy places the organism in Eukaryota, Fungi, Ascomycota, Dothideomycetes, Mycosphaerellales, Mycosphaerellaceae. The record is from RefSeq and is a predicted model, not a curated record. Bases 1 to 1032 code for a protein of 343 amino acids. The transcript has 4 exons.
AUGCAGUACGCUUUCGUCGCCGCCGCCCUUGUGGCCUCCGCCAUGGCUAUGCCAUCUUACGCUCCCCCAACCUACGAGGCUCCAUCUGCCCCGGAGGCACCAAAGAGCCCCGAGCAGCCAGCCGUCUACCCUGCUCCAUCCCACGAGGCACCAAAGCAGCCAGAGCAGCCCGCUACCUACUACAGCUCUGCUGCCGCUUCUACCACCUGCACUGAGGAGAAGGAGGUCCCAACCCACCCAGCCCAGAAGACCGAGACCAAGCCAGUCUACGAGACCGCCACCUACGAGCAGCCAAAGGAGACCAAGAGCGUGUACAUCCCAGAGUCUUCCAGCGUCUACGUCCCAGUGUACUCUUCUGAGUCCGCCAAGAAGCCCACGUACGAGACCAUCUACGUCACCAAGACAUACUCCCAGGAGAUGCCAAAGGAGACCGCGCCUGCUGAGAAGACCCCAGUCGUCUACACCAGCGUGUACGCCAGCGUGAUCACCAAGACAUACGAGUCCCCGGCCAAGCCAACCAUGCCAGUCUACUCUCCCCAGACCCCAGCUCAGCCCGAGACUCCUGUCUACAAGCCAGAGACUCCAGCGCAGCCUCAGACUCCCGGCUCUCCAGUGACCCAGAUUCCUGACGGUCAGGUUCAGGUCCCUGCCCAGCCAAUGCCAGCACCUGAGACUCCCAAGUCUCCCGUUGCCCCAGCGCCAUACCAACCAGCGCCUGCACCAGAGUCUCCAGCUAUGCCUCAGACUCCUGCCUCCCCAGUGACCCAGAUCCCUGACGGUCAGGUCCAGGUUCCCGCCCAGCCAAUGCCAGCACCUGAGACCCCCAAGUCCCCCGUCUCCCCCGCUGCUCCUUACCCAUACCCAGUCGGCAGCGCACCCGCCGUCUACGCACCAUCUGGCACCGGCGCUGCCAUGCCAUCUGGCACUGGAAACGUCUACCCAUCCGCACCAGCAUACACUGGUGCCGCAAGCGCCGUGAACGCCGCUGGCUUCGUUGCCGGUCUCGGUKCUUUCGCUGCCUUCUUCUUCUAA